AUGUAACCUUUAUCUUAUAGCUGAAAUACGGUGAAAUAAUUCACUAACCAAAAAGGGCAUAAUGUGUUGCCGAUGAGAAGAUUAGGUUACCAAGUAUAACAAUAUUAUACUAUACUGUAACGCGAACGAUAACAAAAUUAUAUAGUGCGCGUGUAAAUAUAGUCAUGACCUCGUUACAUACAAAUCGCAUUAACGACACCACGAGACAUUUUUUUUCUCUACUUGAAAGAUUAUUGUCAUUAACUAGCACAAGGCUCAAUGACAAGAAACAGAUCAACUUGUAUCUAAAUGAUCUCAACGAGCUGGAUUAUAGAUGCCUUAAUAUUACAAGUAACGAUGCAAUAUUAUUGUUAGUGAAUCAACUUUGUGCAACAGUUCUACCUAUAGAAACUUCUUUAGUUCGAAAUAUUUGUAAAUUUCUAUACAAUCUAUCUCAAAGCAACGUCAAGCUCCAUGGCCGAACAUUUGCAACUUGUAAACGAUGGAUUUUGGAAGCAUUGGAGUUUUCUGAACCACUGGCACAAGUUGAUAUAUUAAUCACUAUGAAAAGCUUUUUACACAAUGGAUAUUUUGAUGAUAUCAAUCAUCAUGUAUGUCUGUUGCUCAAAGACAAAGGUUUAUUAAUGAAACAUUUAAAUCCAUUAUGUAAUCCAUGGUCUGAAAUCAAUUUCCAUGCACUUGGAUGUCUAGAAGAAAUUAUAACAAACAAAAAUAACAGUUGUUGCUUAUCGGAUGAAUUUACAUAUUUGAUAAAAGAUAUCAUUUUUAAGAUUUUAUCACUUUUACCAUAUCACAAUGAUGAUAAAUUUUAUUAUAGUAAAGUCAUAAAUUCGUGUCUGCACAUUUUGCAUUGCAUGAUUUUGGAAAAAUUGAUUCCUGGAUCUCCUGAUUUUGUUGGAGAAAUAUUAGGAGUGGUGCAAGCAUUUUUAUUUUAUGGCAUCAAAGGUUAUUCAGUCAUGACACCACAAUUACUUCGUCCAGCUGCAAUGAAUCUCCCAGAACGUGUUCAUGUAGUUCCUAAAUGCAAAAAUCUUAAAAAUCACAAAGCAAAACCCAAAAAGGCAUCCACCAAAAAGUCUAUAUCCGACAUAGGAAAUAAUGCCCUUCCAGAACAUAUUGGAAUAUCCAAAUAUUCCAGUGAUUCAGAUACUUCGGAUACAGAAAUUAAUAAUUCUGUCCAUAUUGAUUCUAAAAUAAGAUUAGGAGCUAUACGUUUACUUCAAGCUCUCAUAGAAAUUACUCAGAGUAGAGAGAUUUUUGGAUAUUGGCCACAAAUCGUAGCUACCGGUUCACGAAACGACGCACGAGUGUUAACAAGAAGCAUAUUGGUUGAACCUGUGUCUAAAGUACGACAGAAUGCAUUGAGUACGUUAACUGAAUUGCUGUUAGGCGCUAGACCAUUCUUGAUACACGCCGAAGAUACCAAUUAUACUUCUUUCAUCACAUUCUUUGGCACAGUAUGUCUAAUGAUCAAAGAACUGCAUUUUACAUUAUCAUUAAUUUUGCUCGCUGAAAAAAAUGUAGCUGUGUUAACGCACGCAUUGAAAUGCACAGCAGCUCUUGUACAAGGCACACCGUACGAACGACUGAAGCCGGGUUUGACUACUAAAUUAGCUAGGAAUUGUAGACCAUACAUAUUCCACAAAGAUCCGACUGUACGAGUCGCAGCAUUAUCCGUUUUUGAAGCAUUCGCUUCAAGUGAAUCUAUUACUCAGGAAAUACUAAGCAUACUGGCUAGACAGACUGUAAGUGAAACAGAAUCAGAAAACUCACAGCUUGAUACUGGUUUCAUUAGCGAUGUUGGAACAGAAGAAGAGGAAAUAGAUAUUGAAGAUGUCGAUAAUUUGACAAAUGGCUGUAGUGAAACCAAGAUAUCAAAAGAUGAAAGCACCUCUUCGCUGGUUCGCAUUUGCUUGGAAAAUAUAUCCAAUAAGAUGGUUAAUACACCUGUACGACUUCAAUCUUUAAAACUCAUGGGAAGACUAGCAUUUAAUACAGGAAGCCUUGUAUUUCCUCACUUGGAAAAAGUAACCACGACUCUACUUUCAGUUAUGGAGGAAUCGGAAAGUCAAGUAGUAUUACACGCAUGUCGAGUUCUAGAGAUUAUGUCGGGUUGUCUUGCAAAUACCGAGACUUAUCGUAGCGAUGGUACAUUAUUUUGGAAUAUUAUAUUUGAAUCUAUGAUAUCACUCGUCCAAUCAUCACAGACUAUAUUGCGAGAGGCUGCUUGCGAUUGUCUGGGUAGCAUAACUGGAAACGUAUUUACGCAAUUAUCGAGGCAGAAAAUUAUAUUAAUAAUUACAGUACUGUUCGGAUCAGUUCGCGAUGAAGAAGGUGCUGUAAGGGCAGCUGGUUUACGUGCAUUAGGAAUGUUGGUAACUUUACCAGCAUUGGAGGACGAUACCGGCUUUCUCAUGGACUUAGCCGACAUAGUUUGCUCGGCUUUUGAAGAUAAAAACCUCGGUGUUCGCGUGAAAAGCAUUUGGGCAUUAGCAAACUUGUGUGACUGCCUUUCCAGACAAAAGCAGCAUGAAGAGAUAGAACCAUUUCCUCUAGAGAAUUUCCUACCUAAACUGUAUCACGUAAGCGUCAAGGCUGCAAAAGACAAUGAUAAGGUGAAAUGUAAUGCCGUCAGAGCAAUUGGAACUAUUCUAUAUCUAUGUCCACAAAAGCACAUACUUUCCGAUACUACGCUAGGAUUGGAUGCACUUAUUAAAUGCGCAGUUUUAGGAAAUGAUAUGAAAGUACGGUGGAACGCUUGCCGAGCUUUGGGAUUGGUUUUGAGCCAUGAUCCAGAUGUAAUGUUGCCACCUUCUUGGAAAGAACAAAUAUUUCCAGCGCUUUCUACUUUGAUAUGCGAUAGUCCAAAUUUCAAAGUGCGCACAAAUGCUGCAUGGGCACUGUCUGCAUGUAAUUGUUAUGGCAAGUAUACUGUAAUGUUAUGGAAGAGUAUUGUAUUAGCAUUCGAAAAUACUCAACAUGUCCCAAGCUACGUUGAAUAUCCGCAUCGAGAUGCAUUAAUUCAACAAUUGUGCCUUACUCUUAGUCAUGUUGCUGCCUGUACUGAAAAAUCUGAUCUGCAAAGUUUGUGGAUCGAAAUUGGUGAUCAUGUAGAAGAAAUUUCUAAUUUCAUGAAACAGUUCCAAGAAACUGUUUUGCCUGAAAAACUAGGAGAUUUAAUUAUGGCAAAAGCCCAAUUAGAACAAUAUACAAAGGACGCAUGUUCUAUCGAAGAACGACAAAUCGCUCAAUCCUUGGCAAAUAUAUUUGAGAGAACUAAUCGCUUUGACAACUUAGAUGCCAUUACAUAGAUUUUUAUGAAACUGUGAAAAAUAAAAUAAUGUAACAUUUCUGCUAA
Molecule: messenger RNA, 3358 nt
Organism: Pogonomyrmex barbatus (red harvester ant)
Lineage: Eukaryota; Metazoa; Arthropoda; Insecta; Hymenoptera; Formicidae
Product: HEAT repeat-containing protein 6
Source: RefSeq, a predicted model, not a curated record